Molecule: messenger RNA, 651 nt
Organism: Diaporthe amygdali
Lineage: Eukaryota; Fungi; Ascomycota; Sordariomycetes; Diaporthales; Diaporthaceae
Exons: 2
Coding region: 1-651 (216 amino acids)
Source: RefSeq, a predicted model, not a curated record
AUGGAGACUCCUCGACAUUUCGACCAAACGAAACAAGAAGAUAAGCCAGCUGCUGCCUGUCGCUUCAUGUUUUUAGAGCUGCCCGCCGAGCUGCGCAACAUGAUCUACCGGUUCACCCUCACCACCAAUCCCACUCGGCUGAUCCAGAAGCACAAGUACAACUGCAGAUACGUCCAAGGUCUUACACCCCGCCCUGGACAAUCGCGUUGUAGGUUCUGCCAGCCCCGAGGAGGAGGAGCCAGCCUCCUCUUGACCAACAGCCAAAUCAACACCGAGGCUGCUUCAAUCUUCUGGGCCGGGAACCACUUCUCCUUCGAUGACUUCGAAUCUUUCAUCCACUUCGUCGGUACGACCCUGCGGCCCGGAUAUCGACGGAUCAUCAGCCAGGUCAGCAUUCACUCGGACUGGGUCGGGAGGCCGAUGAGGCGCAACCUUGCACUAUCAUUCUGGGACGUACUAUACCAAUGCAAGGGCCUCCAUAAGCUGGGAAUGCCACCACUGCGAGUUUACUUCAUGUUUGAUCGGGGGCCUGACUACUCAACACGGAGCGCCUGGCUCAGAAUACUGGACGACGAAGCAAGCAGGACGCAGGAAGAGGCCCAAAGUCUGGAAAACCUGGGAGUUACGAGCACCGGCAUCAGCCUCGUCUAA